This is a messenger RNA of Paramecium sonneborni, 9452 nucleotides long. Lineage: Eukaryota; Ciliophora; Oligohymenophorea; Peniculida; Parameciidae. The record is from the annotation of a GenBank genome assembly.
AUGUAUAAAUAUGGUACUAAUGUGGUUUUCUUAAUUGUUCUGUGUUUAUUUAAGUAAUAUUAAUUCUAAUAGCAGAUUAUGUUUGAGUGAUUGCGGAUUUAUAAAUCCUGGAUCUAGUUUAUUGAGUUUAACUGAUCCCUAAUAAUAAUUAGACGUAAAUUUAGAUAAUAUGGUGCUACAAGGUUUAUCAAAUAUUGGCUAUGGGUUGUGGAUUAAGUAUCAACCUUUUUUGCCUAUUUCUUAGAUUGGUAUGAUUUUAUUUAUUAAUCAGCGACUUCUUCUUCAACUUUAUAUGCUGGAAGCAUGCCAAAUAAAAAUACUAUUUUUGCUGGAUCUUUUAUAUAUAUGUAACAGUAAAAAGACACAAAAUUUAAUAUGCUAACUGUCUAUAUAACAAUAUCAUCUGCCACUAACACAAUAGUUCAUAAUAUAUUUUAUUCGUUUCAAUCAACAACAGGAACAGUUUCUUUUGAUUUUGAUGUUGAAGAAUAUGAAGGAAGAUGGAUAUUGUUUUAUGUUUUUUAUGAUCUUUUGUUAAAAUAAACAACAAUAGGUUUUUAUUAAGCAGAAUAAACAACUUCAACAAAAAAUUAAUUGUUAUAAGAUAUUCCUUCUUUGGUUAAAUAAGUAAGACAUACAAUAGGUGGGACAUAAGAUAUUAAAAAUUAAUUAGGAGAAACUCUAACUUUAUCAUAAUUUAAAGGAAGAUUAUCCACUUUAUUUAGUUAAGAAAUCAACGUAUUUUUAGAUUUAAAUUAAUUUUUAUCAACUUGUGAGAUUGUUUCUUCUUGUUCUAUAAAGCCUUAUAAAUUAUCAGGUUAUAAUUAAAUUAUGACUGGUUAUGGAUUUAUGUCAAAUUCAACAGAUUAAUAAGAAUAUUCAAAAUAUGUUAUAAAUGGUUGGGUUAAAUUGGAUUUCUUAACGGAAGAUUAUUAUCUUGAAACAGUUAUAUUUAGAAUUACAAUAAAUAGUAAUUACAAUGAUGAUAUGACAAUUGGAGAUAAGGAACUCUAUCUAAAAUAUUAUUAAAGUAUAAUUGCUUCUUAAAAUGGUUUUUCAAUUACAACUUAUACUUACAAUUUUCCAGUAGAAAUUAAAUAAUCAAGUUCUGGUACAGAUAUUAUAACAGUAACUGGAAUUCAGUAUUAAGAUCUUUUGAUUAAUUGGCAUUAUAUUUAAUAUGAAAUUGGAACAAAUAAUAAUUAUGGAUAACCUUUAUUUUCAAUAUUUUAUCCAUCUUAAAAUCAAGUUUUUUAAUAUAAAUGGACAAUGCCAAUAAAUCAUUUUACAGGAACAAUUUUACAUUAUUUUGUAGGAGGAGACAAUUUUACUAAAAAUUAUUUAGUUGGAUAAUUAAGUGAUUUAACUUUAACUCUUUAUUGUACAACCCCAACUAUAACAUUUAAUAUAAAAUGUCAUUACACUUGCAAUACUUGUGAUGGUCCUACAAUAUCAAAUUGUUUAUCAUGCCCAGCUAAUAGUUUCAGAGUUUAAUCUAUUACUUAGAAAACAUGUACUUGCAAGAAUAAAUAUGUUGAUAUUGAAAAUGAUCCAAUAUGUUAACCAGUUAUAGUUAAAUUCCCAUAGCUUGAAGAAGAUGAAGUUUAAAUCUAUUGUAAUAAAAUUGGUUUUGAUAUUUGUGAAGGAAAUUUUCAAAAAUGCUCUUUUGGAUAUUUUUUAUAUAAAAAUAGCUGUAUAUAAUGGUAUUAAAAAUAAUUAUUACAAGUCCUGGUUACUAUUUAUAUACUUCGAGAUAUAGUAUAAAGUGUUCAGAUUGUUUAUUCGAUCCUCAAGGAUUUGCUACUUCUUUGUAAUGUACAGAGGACACUUAAACUUAUGAGAAUGACGAAGAUAAUUCAUAUAUCACUAUUCAAAGAUCAAAAAGAGAAAUUGAAUUUUAUCAAGUAAGAUUAAAUUUAUAGAAUGAAUAUGAAUUAAGUCUAUAAUAUGGAUUUAAAUUAUUAGGGGUUUGCAAAGAAGGAUAUUUUUUAGAUUCUAAUCAAUAAUAAUGCAAUGCUUGUCUUGAUGGUUGUAAAAAAUGUGUAUAAAAAGAUAUUUGUUAAAAUUGCUAUUAAAAUUAUGCUCUAACAUAUGAUUAUUCAUGUUAAAAAUGCUAAGGAUGCACUAAUUGUAUAUAUCAAUAUGAAAAAACCUAUUGUCAAAUUUGUUAAACUGGAACAUAUUUAAAUUAAUAAGGAUAGUGUUUACCUUGUGGAUAAUUUUGUGCUAGCUGCAAUGAUUAAGGCUAAUGUGAUUAUUGUGAAAAUCCAUUCAAUUUUUUUUUAUCUUUUGAUGGUAAAAAUUGUGAAAUCUGUUCAAUUCCUAAUUGUUCAAUAUGUUAUCAUCAUUUAAAAAUUAAAAAAUCUUCUUAAACUAAAUUAGAUAUAGAUUCUUCAGUAAUUGAUUUGAAUGAAACCUAAUUAUAAAUUCAUUGUGCACUAUGUUAAUAAACCUUUUAUUUUAACCAAAUUACUUUAUAAUGUGAAAAAGCACCAGUAUCUUCAUCCUCUCAAAAUGAUCCAAAUGAUCCUAUUUAGGUUGAUUUAGGUAAAGAUUAAGAAGGAUCAUUUAUUAGUAAUUCAUGCAAUUUUGGUCUAAUCACAGAUUCUUUAGGUACAAAUAAUUGUUUAAUUGGUACUAUUGCAACAUCUACUCAAUCUACCUUUUGUCCAACACUUAGUAAUUGUUUAUAAUGCAUUUCGAAUUACAUCUCUACAAACUCAUUUUGUAUUGUAUGUAUUGAUGGAUAUUAUUCAGCUAUUUUAACUGGAAAAUGUAUGUAAUGUGGAUCCAAUUGUAAAUCAUGUCUUUAAUAAAAUAAAUAAUUUAAAGAUUAUUGGAAAUGGGAAAUUAAAGCUUACUACAAAUAUGUUUACAAUUCUGAUGAUUCCCAUCCUUUUGAAUAACAUGCAACAUAUACAUCUGAAUCAGAUUUUGAAUUGAUUUGUACAUCAUGUCCUAUUGGGUAUAUUCUUUAUGACUUUAAUUGUAUUAAAGAUUGUAAUAAAGAUUGUACUUAGUGUAAUAUUAUUAAUGGAGUCUCCACAUGUGUUUAAUGCUUGGAAACACCUUUUGGAUUUCUAAAGAGCUAAGAUUCUUAAGGUAUAUGUCUUACUUGUCCAAACUAUUGUGCUGCUUGUUAAGAGAGAUCAACCUAAGAAAUUUAAAAUAUUAAUCCUUAUUUCAUAACUACUGACAACAAUAUUAAAUAUACUAGAAUCUGCUAUGAAGGAUUUUAAUAGGACUCUUAAGAAGGUUUUUACUAUAACGAUUAUAAUGUAUAAACCAUUACCUUUUGUGAAAAAUAUGAUAAAUGUUAUCAUAAAGCUAUUCUUAAAUAAAAUGUUUAUUGUGAAAAUAAUUCUUUCAACUAAGAUUUAGAUAAAAGUGCAGAUAAAAUUUAUUUUAAAUAAAAUAAUAUUUUUAUUGAGGAUCUUUUUACUAUAGGUUAUCUUAGUGAAGUUGAAACCGUUAGCUUAUAUACUUAUUUUAAUGAAAAAGUAAUUAGAGAAGUAGAAUAUUAAUAUACGCUCAUCUAAUCAAAUGCAGCUGCAUGUACUCUAAACUCUAAUUCUUUAUUAUUAGCUAAAAUACAAUAAAAUGUAUUUUCAGUUUAACAAGUAAAUUUAAAAUUGAUUGGUGAUAAAUAUCCAACUACUAUUAUUAUCGAUACAACGUUACAAAUAAAUAAUUUCUAAUCUAUAUCAUUUGAAAAUAUUUAAUUUGAAACUUCUAUUUAAUUAAACAAAGAUUCUAAAUUAUCUUUUAUAACUUUGGCAAAUAGAUAAUCAAGCAUGCAUUUAAGCUUAUAAGAUUGUGUAUUUACUACUACUAAUGCAACUUAAUAAUUAAAGUAAUUUUAAUUCAUUUCAGAUAAAGGAUACUCAUUAUAUAUCGAAAAUUUGAUAUUAAGAGAUUUUAAAGUUUUAGAUUCCUCUAUUUUUUAAUUUUAUAUCUCUUCAGGCUAUUAAAAAAAUGCAAUUAUUAAAAGAUUAUAAAUUUCAACUUCAUAUUUUUAAAACUCAAACUUUCUUAAUUUUUAAGCUAAAUCAAAUGAUCUUUUUGUGAAUCUCGAAAUAGAUUAAAUAACCAUAUCUGAUACUAAAUUUGAUAAAUCUAAUUUAACCUAUACAGAAACAUAGCUUGAAUAUGAUAUUGGAACAAUUUUUGUUAACAAUAUUAAUUUGGUUGGUGUUAAUUUAAAGAAUAAAUCAACGAUAUUUUCAGUUUAAGGAGCUGCAUCAUUCAUUACAAAAAAAGCAAUAAUUUUAGAAUCUCUAUUUUAUAGUUUUUCUUAUUUUUACUUAUCUAAUGUAAUAUAAAUUUCAGACUUUUAUUUCAACAACACUAUAAUAGACAACAGUACUCUGAUUACAAAUGAUGCAGAUUAUGCAAUCUCAGAUUAAUCAUUAGUAAACGCAGCUAAUAUUUCAAUUUUUAAUUGCAAAAUAGAAAAUAUUAAUUAUACCAAUUCAUAAGCAAUAUUAAAGUUAGUUUUAUAUGAUAAGAUAAUUCAACAAAUAGUACAUAUCGAUUCAUUCACUUUAAAAAAUAGUUUAUAUUUAAUCAAUGACAUUUCAAAUUAUUUAUCUUAUGAGCAAUCCAAUAUCUACAUUGAGUGUUAUGAAUGUAAAUUGAUUUCAAUGUAAAUAUAAAGAGGAUAUGGUCUACCUGAAAUAGCUAUUUUACGCUCACAAAAUCUAUUUAUAAAGAACUUAAUUCUCAAUCAAUCCUCUUUUUAUUAUUCUAAAACUUUACAUAAAUCAUAUGAGUGUGUCUAAAAAUAUGCUUACACUCAAAUGUUUCAUUUUCUAUAUGUUGGAUUUUACAAAAGCAUCACAAUAAAUAAUUUAUAACUUAGCAAUAGUAUCACAUAUAAUAAUCCUUUUAUAAUUAUUAAAGGAUAUGAUUUAAUGGAAAAAAUCCAAAAUGAAAAUAUUUUUAUUUAAGAUUCUCUAUUUGAUUCAAAUAUGCUUAUCAUGUCAAAGGCAAAUCGAGCUACUUCUAUAAUUUCAAUUGUUUCAGAAUAGUAGUCAGUAGUUACUUUUAGUAAUGUAAAGUUUUAUUAUAAUCAUCUCAAUUAAUAUUUUCAAGAUUUAUCAAGAUAAUCUGCUUCAACAUUACUAAUUUAAUUACAAUAGGGUGACUUUUAUCUUGAGAAUUCUUAUUUUAAAUAAAAUCUGGUUACCAAUUCAACAGAUUCUAUUAUGUAUAUUAAAGCAAUAAGUAUAGGGAUAUCAAAUUCUAAAUUUUAUAAAAAUAACAUCUUAUAACUAUCUAUUAUAGGUAAUAACAUUUUAGUUCCAGAUGAAUAAAUUAAUAUUCCUGAAUUGAGCUUAACAAAUAUAUUUCCAAUAAAUUCUAAAAGUGGAAAUGGGUUAUUAAUCACAACAUCCCUUAAUUUGGAUAGAGUUAGAAUUGAUUAAUCUUUUUCAAAUUAUGGUGGUGGAUUUUAUAUCAAUACAUAAGGUACAAGUAGAAUAAAUAUAAAAAAUGCAAAAUUUUAAAAUACUUAAACUUCAAUGAUUAGUUCAUCUUUUUCAACUGGAGGUUGCCUAUAUAUUGAUGCAUAAUUAUCAAAAUUAACAUUAGUAAUAGAUUCAACAACUUUUGACACAUCUUUUAGUAGAGUGGAGGGAGGGGGCAUUUAUAUAAUUCCUUCUUAAUAAGAUAAUAAUGUUAAAAUGACUAAUUUAAAUAUAUUAGAUUGCUAUUCAUUAAAAAGUUCAUUUUUAUCAUUUUAAUUAUCAAAUUUGGAAAAUAUUUAAUCAAAGAUAUCUAUAAGUAACAGCAUUUUUGUAAAUACCUAAUUAGGAUUUGAUUCAUUUAUUUCACUUCUAUAAACUCCAAGUAUUACAGAACUAGAUAAUCUUAGAAGUAGUAAUUCUGAGAUAUCAAUUAAAUAUGGAGAUGUUUCUAUAAAUAAUUGUAGCUUUUAAUCAACAUAAUUUUCAUAUUUCUUGAACAUAGAAACUGCCUAAAAUAUAUAUUUAUAGAAUAUAGAAAUAAUUAAUUCCACAAUUUUACAUUCCCCACUUCUCAAACUUAGUCUAAGAUCAAGUAAUUAUAAACAAUUUAAAUUUAGACAACUUUGGUAUUAUAAUUAUCAAAAAUGUGACAAUUUAAAAUGUUAAAUAAAAAAGUUUGAUUGUUGAUACUCCUUGUUUGGUGACAACUAACAUAAUCUAAGAAUCUUUAGUAUGUCCUUUAAAUUCUCCUACUUUAAGUUCUAAUUUACUUGAUGAGAAUACAUCACAAAAUUAGGAAAUAUAAUUAGAAUGUAAUAGAUACCUUAUUUUCUAAAAUGUUUCUUAUAAAUUUAGUCUUGUAGAGAUAGAAGAUUUAUAAACAACUCAUUAUUUUUAAGCUGAAGAUUUAUUAUUUGAUUCGAUUUCUUGUUCUAAUUGUUAAUAUGGACUUAUCAGAAUUGAAGAGAUCUAAGAAUCAGAAUUAGAAAAUAUUUUCUUUUCAAAUGUGCAUAUAAAAGAUAGUGAUUGUGGUUAAACUGGUUGUAUAUCAUUGAUAUAAAAUGAUAGUAGUUCUAUAUUAAGAAAUGAUUUAUUAUCCUCCUUAAAUAAUAACAGGAUACUUUAAUAACAUGACUAUAAUAAUUUAACAUACAUUUUAUCUCAUUAAGCAAGAAUUAUUAAUUCUAUUUUUACAAAUAAUAAAGCAAUAUAUGGUGGAUCCAUCUUUAUAGUAGAAAUCUAGUCAAUAGUUUAUAGAUGCUAUUUUAAAAAUAAUACAGCCAGUAUUGGAGGUGCUAUUUAUUAUUUUUCAAAGAAGGCUGAAUUAUAUAUAUUUGAGAGUUAAAUACUUGGAAAUAAAGCCAAAAUUGCUGGAGGAUUAUACUUAAAUUCAUAAUCCUUAUAGACUACCAAAUAACUUGAUGUCUAUUUAUUAGAUAAUAAUUCAACACAUUUUGGUACUGAUGUUUUCGAAAAUCCAAGAUCCUUAACAUUAUCUAUUGAUGGUGGAUAGACUUAUCUAACAAAAAAAUAGAUCUCAAAGACUUAAACAUCUUUAGUAGAAGAAAUUGUCAUUACUCCUUAUAAAAUCUUGGGAUAUGCAUUAAAAUCUAAUUUUCUUAUGUUUCCAUCAGGAAGAGAAAUUGGAUCAUAUUAAUAUUUUGAUCAAUAUUCAUCAGAAUAUAUUCCAUAUAAUCUUACAUUUAGAAUCAUUGCAUUGAACAAAUACAAUACAUAAGAAAAAGAACUAGAAGGAUCUACCUGCACUAUUACUCCAAGUAUUGUUAAUUAUACAACUAAGGAAAUUAUUACAGGAUUAACAAUAAGCUUAUCAUAUACAAAUGUAAAAUUCAAUUAAACCUCAGGUGAUUUUAAUUUAGAUAAUCUUAUUAUUUAUUUUAAUCCCACUUAUGAAGCAGAAGUAGUAUUGCAAUUAUCAAUAUUUUGCAACAUAAUCUCAAUACCUAUUUAUUAACCCACUCCUCCUUUUUCUAUCAAUAGUACAAUAACAAAUUACAAAUUGUUAGUAAAUAUAAAAACAUUUCCAUGUUAAUUAGGAGAAUUUCUGAAUUCAACAUCUGGAGGUUGUACAUUGUGUGAUACAGUUUAAAAUUAAUAUUAAGUUUAAUGGAGUGCAUAAAGUUGUAGUUAUAAAGAUGAUUUAAAAAUGAAAUCAAUACAAUCUUCAAUGAUAGAAUUAAGAUCUGGUUAUUGGAGAGCUUAUUAUUAUAGUCAAACAAUUGAAUAUUGUUAUCAUUUACUUGAAAAUUGUUAAGGUGGUUGGAAACCUGGAGAUUAUUCAUGUACUUAAGGACAUAUUGGAGCUUUAUGUGAAUAAUGUGAUCUCUAUAAUACUAUUGGAUUAGGUUCAUAUUCUAUUAGUAAUAAAUAUUCUUGCGGAAAUUGUGAUCAAAUCAUAGGAAAUGUAUUAACAGUCUUUUUUAUAAGUGCAUGGACUCUAAUUUCAAUUUUAAUGUCCGUUAGUAGCACUGUUGAAAUGAUAGAAGAAUUUAUAGUUGGUUUGAGAUUAAAAGCAUUCGGUGUUACUGUAGUUAUCAAAUAAGCUUCAACAGCUAUUUUGAUUAAAGUCUUUACAAAUUAUCUAUAAAUUAUAUCUACUAUUGCCACAUUCUAACUUUAAGUUCCUUCUGAAUUAGCAUCAGUAGUUAAUAGUGUUGGAAAUCCUAUAGAAUCAAUGGCUUAUUCAUUAGAUUGUUUCCUUAUUACAAUCUCCGACAUUGCAAUUAUGUAUUUUAGAAUAGUUUGGAGUUUAAUGAUGGCUACUUCUUAUAUAACAGUUUUCUUUACAAUAGGAGGUAUUGCAAUAAUAGCUAAAUAUAUAAAGUAUAAUAUUUCCUUUAUUUCAACCGCUUUAAUAUAUAUUUUUAUUUAUUUGCAACCUAAUUUAAUAGGAGGCUUAAUAUCCCUGAUAUCUUAUAGAAUAAUUUCAAAUGAAUAUUGGGUUUAGGGUAAUGUUGCCUACAGAUAUGAUACAUAUUAACAUGCAAAAUGGCUGAUCACAUUUUGUUUUCCUCUUUUAUUAAUAUUCAGUAUUUUCAUCCCUACAUUUUUUUGGUAUGGAGUAAAGAAAAAUAAAAGCAAUUUAGAUAAGACAAAAGUUAGAUAAAAAUGGGGAUACUUGUAUAAUGAAUAUAAAUUACAUGCCUAUUAUUGGGAAACAAUUAAAAUUUUAUAAAAAUAAUUAAUCAUUAUUGUACUAGCAUAUUAUGACGAUCACAUUCCAAUUAAAGCUUCUCUUGUAUUUUUAGUUUUAUUUGGAUAUAGUUUUUUAACAACAUCUUAAAAGCCUUAUAUGACUGGGGAUUUGAAUUAUUUAGACACCUAAUCAACAGUAGUUUGUGCAGUUUCAAUUAUAUUAGGUAGUUCCAUAUAUAGUGCCUAACAAUCAGAUCUUUCUGAAAUAGUUUGGCCCUUUUAUAUAAUUAUUGGAAUUUUGAAUGGAUUAUUUAUUAUUAGAAUGUUAAUUAAAAUUUUAUUUGCCUAUUUUGAUAAAUUGCAUGAAUAAAUUGAUAAAGUAAAAGAAUUAAUCGUAAAUAAUUUCCCCAAUUUCAUAAAAAGACAUCCAUUUAUUUAAGAAUUGUUUGAGAGCAGAAAAAAACAACAAAUAAGAGUAAAAGAAAGGUAUGCAAAAAUUAGAAAUCAUUUGUUACCUUAAGCAAAAUUGGUACUUGAAUAUAGAAAGUAACUUAUUGAUAUUUACUAUUUAGAUAAAAUAAUUUAGAUUUGCCUUGUAGAAUUUCAACAUAGAUAUCAGAUAAUGAUGAAGAUUAUUCCUAGAAAAAUCAUUUCAAAAAUAAUGAUAUCAAUUUAGGAAUAAAUAGUCCAUUAUCUAGAGGUAGUCAUUAGGAUAAAAUUGACUCAUUAUUUAAAAAGCCUAAAUCUUCUAAAGUGUACCCAGAAUUAAUGAUCAAAUAUAUAAGUUAAGAUAGUUUAAAGUCAAGCAUUCAUUAAUCUUAACAAUGA